AUGACCCUCCUCGUGUGUCGCGUCUGCGAUCGACUCUCGUUCGACCCAGUGCCAGACGUCCCCUCGGACGAUGAAGACGGCGAAGACAAUGACGAGCAGCCACACCAAGCACCGAUGAUUCCACUCAGGCGCAAAAAGCUAGAUGCACUCCAGUUCGUAGUCUUACCUGCGCCUAGCCACGAUGGCACGCCGACGUACGCCGCGUACUUGAAACCAAAAGUCGCGCCUCAGCCGGACGACUGGGAUUAUUCAUCCCAUCAGCAAGCCCCCUUUGGUAUGGUGGUCUAUGACACAACCCCCUCGUCGACCCCGACUCGAGCCGCCAAGAUGGCGCACGCUAUUUCUCGUCGUACACUUCGUCGCAACGUCGAAUGGGGACGGGAGAGGAUAGAAGUCGUUUGCUUCCCUCUCCCAUCCCAUCUCACGGCCCGCGAGCGUGCAACAGCCUGCAUCCGCCAUCACGGACACGAGAUUCGUUCCCGCGUCGUCAUGGAGGACAUUGACGACGCCAAGUUCUGGUUCCUGCCUGAACGCUUCCAAGAUGAGUGGUACGGCCGCGGUAUCGCCAUUGUCUACCGGCUGGAAGACAGCUGGGAGGGCGCUUUCGAAUGCGACGAGACGGACAUCCACAUUGAAGAGGAGGGUGCGCAAAGUCCAUACGGCAGCUUUGCUACAGUCUACUGGCGGCCGCGCGAGGAAACCUGGGAGUACUACGAAGACGAGUUUCGUCCCGAGAAUCGAGUGAAAGUGAGAAGGUAUGGGUUAGAGAGCAUCGGUAGGAUGUUGGGGCGGGAAGGGGUUGGCAAUAGUAUUAGGGGCUUUUAUGAGCAUUUCGCGCCCGAUGGAGUUUUGGACCGAGAACUGGCUGUCGCCAAGACCAGGUAA
Molecule: messenger RNA, 885 nt
Organism: Colletotrichum orchidophilum
Lineage: Eukaryota; Fungi; Ascomycota; Sordariomycetes; Glomerellales; Glomerellaceae
Exons: 2
Coding region: 1-885 (294 amino acids)
Source: RefSeq, a predicted model, not a curated record